AUCAGGAUCAAAGAGUCCAGAGAGUUGCAAACCUACUGGGCGGGGAAUCAAGGGUGUCUCCAGGGGCCCCCCGGGCUCAGCAGGUGCAGACAGGCGAGGACUUUGCUAAGCAAAUUCCCUGCACACACCCUACCCCACUUCAUCAUAUCUGGGGCCCCCACCCUGUGCUCUCAUUCGCCAUCCCUGCCAUGCUCGGCCUCGCUCUCCUGGGCCUCACGGCUCUCUUGGACCAUGGGGAGGGCGCAAUGUCGUGCUUGUCACAGCAGCUCAGGAUGCAGGGGGACUAUGUGCUGGGUGGGCUCUUCCCUCUGGGCUCUGCCGAGGGUACAGGUCUUGGCGACAGGCUGCAGCCCAAUACUACCGUGUGCACCAGGUUCUCGUCUCCGGGCCUGCUCUGGGCACUGGCCGUGAAGAUGGCGGUGGAGGAGAUCAACAACGGGUCUGCCCUGCUGCCCGGGCUGCACCUGGGCUAUGACCUCUUUGACACGUGUUCAGAGCCCAUGGUGGCCAUGAAGCCCAGCCUCAUGUUCAUGGCCAAAGCAGGCAGCUGCAGCAUUGCCGCCUACUGCAAUUACACACAGUACCAGCCCCGCGUGCUGGCCGUCAUCGGGCCCCACUCGUCCGAGCUCGCCCUUGUCACCGGCAAGUUCUUCAGCUUCUUCCUUGUGCCUCAGGUCAGCUACGGCGCCAGCACCGACCGGCUGAGCAACCGGGAGAUCUUCCCGUCCUUCUUCCGCACGGUGCCCAGCGACCGAGUGCAGGUGGCGGCCAUGGUGGAGCUGCUGCAGGAGCUCGGCUGGAACUGGGUGGCGGCGGUGGGUAGUGACGACGAGUAUGGCCGGCAGGGCCUGAGCCUCUUCUCCGGCCUGGCCAACGCCAGGGGCAUCUGCAUCGCGCAUGAGGGCCUGGUGCCACUGCCGCCAGGCAGCCUGCGGCUGGGCGCCCUACAGGGCCUGCUGCGCCAGGUGAACCAGAGCAGCGUGCAGGUGGUGGUGCUGUUCUCCUCCGCCCACGGGGCCCGCGCCCUCUUCAGCUACAGCAUCCGCUGCAAGCUCUCACCCAAGGUGUGGGUGGCCAGUGAGGCCUGGCUGACCUCAGACCUGGUCAUGACGCUGCCCGGCAUGCCUGGGGUGGGCACCGUGCUGGGCUUCCUGCAGCAGGGCGCCCCGAUGCCGGAGUUCCCGUCCUACGUGCGGACCCGCCUGGCCCUGGCCGCUGACCCUGCCUUCUGCGCCUCGCUGGACGCUGAACAGCCAGGCCUGGAGGAGCACGUGGUGGGGCCACGCUGCCCCCAAUGUGACCACGUCACGCUAGAGAACCUAUCUGCGGGGCUGCUGCACCACCAGACCUUCGCUGCCUACGCGGCUGUGUAUGGCGUGGCCCAGGCCCUUCACAACACACUGCGCUGCAAUGCCUCGGGCUGCCCCAGGCGGGAGCCUGUGCGGCCCUGGCAGCUCCUAGAGAACAUGUACAACGUGAGCUUCCGUGCUCGCGGCCUGGCACUGCAGUUCGACGCCAGCGGGAACGUGAAUGUGGAUUACGACCUGAAACUGUGGGUGUGGCAGGACCCGACGCCCGAGCUGCGCACCGUAGGCACCUUCAAGGGCCGCCUGGAGCUCUGGCGCUCUCAGAUGUGCUGGCACACGCCGGGGAAGCAGCAGCCCGUGUCCCAGUGCUCCCGGCAGUGCAAGGAGGGCCAGGUGCGCCGCGUGAAGGGCUUCCACUCUUGCUGUUAUGACUGCGUGGACUGCAAGGCGGGCAGUUAUCAGCGCAACCCAGAUGACCUCCUCUGCACCCAGUGUGACCAGGACCAGUGGUCCCCAGACCGGAGCACACGCUGCUUCCCCCGCAAGCCCAUGUUCCUGGCAUGGGGGGAGCCAGCUGUGCUGCUACUGCUCGCGCUGCUGGCUCUGGCGCUGGGCCUGGCGCUGGCGGCCCUGGGGCUCUUCCUCUGGCACUCGGACAGCCCUCUGGUUCAGGCCUCAGGUGGGCCACGGGCCUGCUUUGGCCUGGCCUGCCUGGGCCUGGUCUGCCUCAGUGUCCUCCUGUUCCCUGGCCAGCCAGGCCCUGCCAGCUGCCUGGCCCAGCAGCCACUGUUCCACCUCCCACUCACUGGCUGCCUGAGCACGCUUUUCCUGCAAGCGGCCGAGAUAUUUGUGGGGUCGGAGCUGCCACCAAGCUGGGCUGAGAAGAUGCGUGGCCGCCUGCGGGGGCCCUGGGCCUGGCUGGUGGUGCUGCUUGCUAUGCUGGCAGAAGCCGCAUGGUGUGCCUGGUACCUGGUAGCCUUCCCGCCAGAGGUGGUGACGGACUGGCAGGUACUGCCCACAGAGGCGCUGGUGCACUGCCACGUGCACUCGUGGAUCAGCUUCGGCCUGGUGCAUGCCACUAACGCCAUGCUGGCCUUCCUCUGCUUCCUGGGCACUUUCCUGGUGCAGAGCCGGCCAGGCCGCUACAAUGGUGCCCGCGGCCUCACCUUUGCCAUGCUGGCCUACUUCAUCACCUGGAUCUCCUUUGUGCCCCUCUUUGCCAAUGUGCACGUGGCCUACCAGCCUGCCGUGCAGAUGGGCGCCAUCCUCCUCUGUGCCCUGGGUAUCCUAGCCACCUUCCACCUGCCCAAGUGCUACCUGCUGCUGCAGCGGCCGGAGCUCAACACCCCUGAGUUCUUCCUGGAAGACAAUGCCAGGGCACAGGGCAGCAGUUGGGGGCAGGGGAGGGGAGAAUCGGGGCAAAAACAAGUGACGCCUGAUCCAGUGACCUCACCGCAGUGAGCCUACUAGACUUAGUUGAGAUGCCCCCAAACUGAGUUCUUAUGAAGCAACCCAGACAGUACCUCAACUGCUGAGACCACCCCCAGUUCUAGAUCUUGACAGCAGGCUGACCGCUGACCUGGAUGCCACAAUGAUCCUUGGGCCUGCAGCACUCAGGAAGGUCCUCAGCACCCACCUGGGGCCCCAGAGAGACUCUGCCCCUGUCCCAGCCAAGCCCUGGCCAGGGCCUACCCAGGUGAUCCAGCCCUACUGUUCCAGAAUAAAGCCAACAAAAGUUUCCUCGGGGCUCCUUAGCUCAGGCCAAGAGCUCAGGAAGGCCCCUAGCCAGACCACUUGAAGGCCAAGCUGGGCAUCACUUGCCUGGCCAGGCCCAGCCUGGAGACCCCAGCCAGCACCCCCUCCAAGCAUCACAGGGGUGGAAGGUUGGUGGGUGGUGGUCAGCUGUGCUGACUCCUCCGCAGAGGCACGUGACAGACCGUGGUUCCCAGAGUGGUGCAGGAAUAGUGAGCAGGGCAGAAGCCCACUUAGUGGGGGAGGGAGACACCCAAACUCUUCCCCUCCCUGGCCCAACCCAAGCGGGUAAAAUGGGGUCAGCCGCCACCAGCACCGUGGACAGAGCCCAGGCAGGGUGGUGGUGGGACUCAGCACCAAGGCCAGCACCCACGACGAAGACCCCUGGAGCCGGGAGGCAGCACCACGGACAGAAGACCAGCCACCGGGACGCUGCUGGCAGCCAGCACCGGGGACAGAGCCUUGUGGCUGACCGGGAACCCAGAGCGCAGCACCUGGCCAGUCCUGGGUCAGCUCUUAGCCAGGCCCUGAUGAGGCUGGACAAGUCUCCUAAGGUACCCCGGCAGGAGAGAAGAGACAGUCCACACGUCAGUCCCAUAAAAUUAAAUGCUUUUUAGUCUUUAAAAUAGCAUUUACACAGAAGCAGCUCUAUUAACUAUCUGGACGGACACUCUGACUUGAUACAGUAUCUACAGCGCAGAUGCGUGCAGGCCAGAAACGCCAGGAAGGAAGCGGCGUGAGUGGGUGGGCAGUCACCUGAGGACAGCAAGGAAGGGUGGGCUGCCUACCCCCUCUCCCCCAGACCCUGCCCCUGCAGCAGCUGCGUGCAUCUGUGCCCUCUGCCCCUCAGGGUCACAUCCCCACCACUGCUAGCUCAAACACAUGCCUCUCCUGUCUCUCCCUCACCAACCCUCCCACUUUCAGACACAACCUGUGUCCCUGCAUUUAGUCUGAGUCCCGGGGGCAGGGGGGCAGCUGACCUGGCCACCACCUUCCCCAGGGCACACAGGCCAGACAAUAAAUAAAUAAAUUAGAUCCCUA
This is a messenger RNA of Herpailurus yagouaroundi (jaguarundi), 4100 nucleotides long. It is a transcript of the gene TAS1R3, whose product is annotated as taste 1 receptor member 3. The coding region runs from base 189 to 2768 and encodes 859 amino acids. The record is from RefSeq and is a predicted model, not a curated record. Gene Ontology annotation, molecular function: G protein-coupled receptor activity; sweet taste receptor activity. Gene Ontology annotation, biological process: sensory perception of umami taste; sensory perception of sweet taste; G protein-coupled receptor signaling pathway. Lineage: Eukaryota; Metazoa; Chordata; Mammalia; Carnivora; Felidae. The transcript is spliced from 6 exons. Gene Ontology annotation, cellular component: plasma membrane.